This is a messenger RNA of Mesocestoides corti, 318 nucleotides long. The record is from the annotation of a GenBank genome assembly. NCBI's taxonomy places the organism in Eukaryota, Metazoa, Platyhelminthes, Cestoda, Cyclophyllidea, Mesocestoididae.
AUGUCUGGCGAUUUUGAAAGGGGGAAGAAAUUGUUCAUUCAGCGUUGCGCGCAGUGUCACACUAUCGAUAAAGGUGGUGGCCACAAAACUGGACCUAAUCUUCAUGGUAUGUAUGGCCGGCAAACUGGUCAGGCCCCAGGUUACGACUAUACCACUGCAAAUAAAAACAAAGGUAUUACCUGGACAGAAGAGACCCUUGAUGAGUACUUAAAGAACCCGAAGAAGUACAUCCCUGGCACAAAAAUGGUGUUCGCUGGUCUCAAGAAAGAUGGUGAUAGGGCCGAUCUCAUCGCCUACAUCAAGGAGGCGUCAAAGUAG